GGAGACGGCGCCGGGGGCGGCGCGCCCUGAUGCCCGCCGCGGGCCCCGGGGUGCCGGGGCGCUGAGCAACAGUUGGCUCCGCCGCCGCCCAGCAUGAAAGUGUGCCGGCGGAAGGCGCUGGCGCUGUGCCUCGGCUACGCGCUGCUGCUGCUGCUCGCCGCGCUCAACCUGCUGGAGUACAAGUGGCGGCGGGAGCCGCGGCGCUGCGGGGAGCCCCCGGCAGCCCCCCGCCACCACCCCCCGCCGCCGCCGCCACCGGCCGGGAGCCGCGGCCCGGCGGGCGCCCGGCGGCAGCUGGUCUAUGUCUUCACCACCUGGCGCUCGGGCUCGUCCUUCUUCGGGGAGCUCUUCAACCAGAACCCCGAGGUCUUUUUCCUCUACGAGCCGGUGUGGCACGUCUGGCAGAAGCUGUACCCCGGUGACGCCGUCUCGCUGCAAGGGGCGGCCCGCGACAUGCUGAGCUCCCUGUACCGAUGCGACCUUUCCGUCUUCCAGCUCUACAGCACGGCGGGCGCCGGCAAGAACCUCACCACGCUCGGCAUCUUCGGGGCGGCCACCAACAAGGUCAUCUGCUCCUCACCUCUCUGCCCGGCCUAUCGCAAGGAGGUCGUGGGCAUGGUGGACGACCGGGUGUGCAAAAAGUGUCCCCCGCAGCGCCUCAGCCGCUUCCAGGAGGAAUGCCACAAGUACCACACGCUGGUCAUCAAGGGCGUACGUGUCUUUGAUCUGGCUGUCCUCGCCCCGCUCAUGCGGGACCCGACCCUGGACCUCAAAGUCAUCCAUCUGGUGCGGGACCCCCGGGCCGUCGCCAGCUCCCGCAUCAAGUCCCGGCACGGCCUCAUCCGGGAGAGCCUGCAGGUGGUGAGGAGCCGGGACCCCCACAUUCACCGCAUGCCCUUCCUUGAUGCUGGCCACAAGCUGGGCGGGAAGAAGGAGGGGGGGGGCGGCUCGGACUACCAUGCCCUAGGUGCCAUGGAGGUCAUCUGCAGCAGCAUGGCCAAGACCCUGCAGACUGCUCUGCACCCCCCUGACUGGCUCCAGGGCAACUACAUGGCCGUGCGCUACGAGGACCUGGUGGUCGAGCCAAUCAAGACCCUGCGGCAGGUGUAUGGCUUUGUGAACCUGGCAGUCAGCCCGGAGAUGGAGAAGUUCGCCCUCAACAUGACCAGUGGCCCCGGCUACUCCUCCAAGCCGUUCGUGGUGUCGGCCAGGAACGCCACCCAGGCGCUGAGUGCCUGGAGGACUGCGCUCAGCUACCAGCAGAUCAAGCAGGUCGAGGAGUACUGCCACCAGCCCAUGGCCCUGCUGGGCUACGAGCGGGUCGGCAGCCCCGAGGAGGUGAAGGACCUCAGCAGAACGUUGCUCAGGAAGCCGCGGCUGUGACGGGGCAGCGGCAACCACCGGGCGCCCGGGGGUGGCUGAGCCCCGGGCAGAGGAGCCGCUCCGGCUGCCUUGAGUGAGGGAGGGAGCCGGGAAAAGCAACCUGGUUUCCGAUUUCCUCCAAAGACUGCUGAAGGGUAACAUACAGUAAUGCGAUGAUUUCUUUCUUUCUUCCUUUUUUUUUUUUUCUUUUAUUUUUUUAUUACCUGCCCCUUGCAUUGGGUUAGAUGCGAUUUACAAAAAAAAAAAAAAAAAAAAAAAAAAAAAUCAAGUGGAACUGAAAAUACGUGUAAAGCCCCUUCCUCCUUCUCUAAAAUGCCAGGCAGUUGUUCUGUACCAAAAUCGUUCAUGAAGUUCUUGUGGGUUUGAAGAUGGUAACAAAAACUCUUGCACAAUUCCUAACACAUCUUUGUCUCCCUUGGUGCAGAGGGGAUGCCCUUGGAAAACCUAAUGCUGAAAAUCAGACUUUUGUAUGAAAGCAAAUGUUCAGACAUGAUAGUAAUAAAAGAACAUAAUAAAUGAUAUUCAUUUUUAUAAUUACCUCAAUUGUUUGGGAAAUACAGUGUUGCUUAUGUACUGCUGGAGGGGAUGCUUGCUUAAAAUAACAACGUGGACUUCUUAAAGGGUAUGGGUGGAGGGCUGGAGUGCAACGUUUGACGUGUUCAAAGAUCAGGAGCUGCUCUUGCAGAAACAAAUACAGAUCUCACAAGUGUAGUGCAGGUUUUAUGGCUGUGUCAAAGCAGGUUUCUAUUUAACUAUUGUCUUUUCUGUUGUAUAUAAAAAGUCUUUCAAGUGCCACUGUAUUACUGUCCUAAGAGUUUUAAAACAUUUGCCAUCACAGCAGUAUUCAUUUUUGUCUUGACAUGUAUGUCCAGGAGUCACUGUCAAAUAGAAGUGGAUCUACAGCGUGACAAGAAAUGCGGGAUUUAAAAAGACAUUUAUCAUACUGAGAACAUUAGCAUGUGUGAAAACAAAAAUAAAAUUAUAUAUAUUAUAUAUAUUAUAUAGUGCUAACAAAACAUAAGAUGUGUAAGAUAUUUCUUGACAUUGAUUGGUAACAGGCAUAGCAGGGAAGCAUAGAAAAAUGCAUAAAAUGAUUUAUUUUUUCCCUUUGUCUGAGUCCGAGGGUAUAUUUAUGUAUGAAGAGGGAGGAAAUGUACAGCUGUGUGUUCAUGGCUGUAAUAGAGCUUUUAUGGAGCCAGCCCAGCGUUUGAUUUCAGAGCACUGGCUGGAGACUCAUUGCCUGUGAAUUGUCAUUGCUCUGUGAUGGAGCCAGAUGGUGGUCUGGCUCUUUCUGGGAGCUCUGCCUAGAGUUUGUACCAUCGUUAAAACUUGAUGAUUAAAAAAAAAAAGGAAAAAAGAGAUUUUACUAUUUCUGCUUUUGUAAUUUCUUGGAAAAAGUCCUGAUUUAUUAAAGGUUAAGUGGUGUGUUGCAUAUGAAAAGUGCAGACACCCUAAGUAGUUUUUAAUCUUGGUGUUCUCUGCUGCUCUUUGAAGGCUCAUUUUGGAACUUGAGUUUUUAAACAAACGUGGUUUUGCCAAACUGUUCUCUUAGGAGACUACAGACUUUUCUAUAGGAAGUACAUUUUACAUUGCCUAUUUGGGUGUUGUGCCUUCAGAAAAUGUUAAGAGUAUGAUUAGGAAAAAGGAAAUUGAUUUGUGAAAAUAAAUUAAUAUAAACAGGAUGCUGAUAAGUGUGCGUGUAUGUGUGGGUGUAUGUGUGAAAAUUUUAGUGAUGUGUAAUAUGUGUAUUUCUUGUAACUCUUUAAGUUAAACAGCUGAUAACUAGCUACUAAGCUUUUUGAGUUCUUGAUGAAAUUUUGGCAUUAGAUGUUGAAUUUAUUCUGAAAAGGAAACACAUUUAAUAAACUAGUUAAAAGAUUAUUGCA
Molecule: messenger RNA, 3269 nt
Organism: Corvus hawaiiensis (hawaiian crow)
Lineage: Eukaryota; Metazoa; Chordata; Aves; Passeriformes; Corvidae
Gene: CHST2
Product: carbohydrate sulfotransferase 2
Exons: 1
Coding region: 94-1383 (429 amino acids)
Biological process (GO): carbohydrate metabolic process; N-acetylglucosamine metabolic process; sulfur compound metabolic process
Cellular component (GO): Golgi membrane
Molecular function (GO): N-acetylglucosamine 6-O-sulfotransferase activity
Source: RefSeq, a predicted model, not a curated record